GGCGGUUAUCAUGUGAUAAUACAAAAAGAUCAUGUGAAGAUCUGCCAACGAGUCAUUCAGUUCCGGAAUACGUCAUGGUUGACAAGCUUCCAUCUAGAAGCUUUGACAUGCGAGUCUAGACUCGCGGCUCUCACGACCUUGAAGUCUGAUUGUGUGGAUGAUAAGGACGUUUCGUUAAGGUCUCUGGGACUCGCACUGCGAGUCCGACUCAGGGUUGAGCACAGUGAGGCAGCCUGGUUGAACACAGAAAAAAGAUGAAUAAAUAAAUAUGGAAAUCCGGCCGCCGAGUACUAAUUAUGAGCAACGACCAACCGAAUGCUCGAUUUACUGGUUCAUAUCAACAAAAAUGUUAUUCCAUUCACACUUCUCUUCGCAGAGGGAGCAUAAAAACAGAUCGUUUAAUUUAGUGUGGAGGAGGGCUGGCGGCGUGGCUAUGCAUGACGAAGAAAGAGGAUGCGCUGUUGGAGGUUCAUGAAGAAGAGACAUCUGAAAACCACAAAGUUCGAGCAAUGAAAGUGUAGCAUCAUUCUUAUUCUUCCUCUCUCUUUUCUUGCUCAUUUCUGCACCACUAGUAGAUGCUGAAUCAUUCACUUAUCCAUAUACAAUUUCUUCUAGUAAUGGGCACUUCAAUUCAUACAACACGCCACGAAGGCCACGGCGCAAUUAUUACAAAGUCAUGAGCAGAAGAAGCUUCUGCUUGACCUGCGACCGACGAAGCAAUUUAAUUUUAGCCAACACACACCACCAAGCGCAGACCAGCCAUCCCUUUAUAAUAAGCAGAACACCCUGAUCAGGCGCGCAGCGCAAGAAUUCAUCGGCGCGCCCCAGUAAUCGACCAGCCAGUCAACCACCAUGUUCUUCUGCGAGUGCGGCACGGGCAGCUUCAAGCACGUCGACGAGGGCCCCGAGGACCUCGGCUGCGGCGCGGGCGGAUCGCCCAGGGGGAGGAGGAAGCACGGCGGCAAGGUCAACCCCUACGCGGGGCGCGGGCUGGACCAGUUCUCCGUCGUGCUCUCCGAGCUCGAGACCCGGCGGGCCAGGAUCCUGCGCCGCGUCGGCUCCGACACCGGCCUCGUCUUGGUCCGCUUCGUCCAGUCCAACGGCGGCUGGACGCCCGUCGUCGUGAAGCUCCCCGACGAGGAGCAGCUCAAGCACGGCGCCGCCGCCAAGAAACCGAGGGCAGCGGCGUCGACCGCGCCACCACCACCGUCGCCACCGGCUCCUGCUUCGCCCACCAGUCCGCUGGACCCGACCAGCCCGAGGGAGAGGGAAGGAGGCAAGAAGGCGGCCACCACCAAGGUGCCGGCGAGGAGGGCGUCCUUCUCGUGGGGGACGAGGGCGCGGCGGCCGUCCUGCUACUGGCCGGCCUUCAUCGUGCUCACGCUGGCGAGCCUGGCCGUGUUCGGGCGGGUGUUCGCCAUCUGCCUCACCUCGAUAUGGUGGUACGUCCUCCCCACCCUGGGCAGCGGCUGCUACGACGGCGCCGGCGAGGACGCGCGCCGGGCCGGCCUGAGGAGGUCCAUGGAUAGAAGGAAGCUCGUCUCGCAGCCGCCGCACGCCAAGAACGGCAGCGGCUGGGGCGUGCACGAGGUGGCCAGCUCGCCAAGAGGCCAUGCCAAGGGGAAGCGAGGCUGACGCCUGAUCGACGCAAGCAUUGCGUGCAGCUAGUCUUCAUGUGAAUAAUUAGUGCCCGUAGUUGGGUCACAAAUCUCAUAUUUACUCCUUUUUUUUCCUUCUCAAUUUCUUCCAUCAUGAUGAGAUGGACCGUGAAUUUGACGUCUCUCUUUUACAGUCCAUCUGGUCAUGUUGUAAUUUGUAAAUAGUGUCGAGUUACUUCAUUUACAUGCAUGGAUGACGGCCCUUUUUUCUGCGUGGCUAUACCCGAUUGAAGCACUGAAGCAUACUGCUCAUAAAACUUAUUUAUUUCACU
This is a messenger RNA of Panicum hallii, 1930 nucleotides long. RefSeq lists its product as uncharacterized. The record is from RefSeq and is a predicted model, not a curated record. NCBI's taxonomy places the organism in Eukaryota, Viridiplantae, Streptophyta, Magnoliopsida, Poales, Poaceae. The transcript is spliced from 3 exons. The coding region runs from base 853 to 1635 and encodes 260 amino acids.